Molecule: messenger RNA, 16929 nt
Organism: Podarcis lilfordi (Lilford's wall lizard)
Lineage: Eukaryota; Metazoa; Chordata; Lepidosauria; Squamata; Lacertidae
Source: the annotation of a GenBank genome assembly
AGGAGGCCUUGGACAUUAAAGGGGUUGGGGGGGUGGAAAGAUGAAGGAACCUCAGAGAGUGGGCUUCUGCUAAACGGACUAGGCCGAAAAUUACCUGUUUCGCUUCAGGGGGCGCUGGCUGGGCAGGCGCCAUCGCCUGCACAGGCCCGGCCGGCAUGGCGGCUCUUCGCUCCGACGUUAGACGCGCGGCGCUCAACAAAACACCGAGCUCGGCGACAAAAUGGCGUCGCCGUCGGCCGUGGCUGCGCGCGCACGCAGAGCGGUCACGUCAAAGGAAGGAGGAGCGGUAUAAAUAUGGAGGUGGGGCUGUUUGGCGCAUGCGCGUUGUCCUCUUCGAGUCCGUUUGAGGCACAGGAGACGAUGAGAGUCUGCGGCUCCCCUGAUUCUUCACAUAAAGUUAAGGCAAAUACUUUCAGAGCCUUUAACCUAGACUUCCGGUCCCCAGCCCAUUAUUUGUUUAUGUCCUUCCAAAUCAAAACAUGAUUUUAAAAUAAAAUAAAGGAUACACCUGACCUAUGCAUGUUUACUCGAAAGUAAGUCUCAUCCUGUUCUAAUAUAAGGCACAGUAAUAGAUGAGUUUCACCCUGAGGGAUGUCAAGGGAACACCUCCUUCCACCCAGCACUCCGUAGAGAAUCCUGGCCAAUAUCGUUGUGAGCGGGGGCAAAUGCGAUUAUUAUUAUUUUUGCAUGCAUCUGAUUUUUAAAAACAGUUUGUCAGACUUUUUACGUUUUUGCAUUCUCUUUCUCACAUCCCCCCCCCCUCCCACCCGGAUUUCGUUCUGAUCUAGCGGCCCAAUUAUCUAACUUUCAUGCAUCUGAUCAAGGAAACUCUGCUAUCGCAGUAUGUACAUCCCUUAGGUCUUUAAAAUGCCACAAUAAAUAUCUUGGAUCUUCGAAGUGUCGGAAGACACUUGGACAUCCCCCUGCCCUCCCGGAUUCCUUCCCUAAGAUGGCUCCGCUCUGCAUAGAGCGACUGGUCAAACGCGAACCGAACGUUUUGUGAAACACAGGUUUUCCUAAAUCUCUAUAGAGAAGGCAGGAGGGCGGGGCUUAUCGGCUGAGUAGCAAAGAGGGCGGGGCUUAUCCGCUCAGUUGCAACGGGGGCGCGCCUAAGAAGCUCUCGGGGUUGCCAUGGCAGCGGCGGCUUGGGAAGAGCGGAAGAGCCUGGCUGCGGCGGCGGCUGUUUGGCAGGUGGGUCUUGCCCACCUCGUCCCUCCUUUGGGCGGGAAGGUGAGGAAGUCUAUUAUUCUCGCCAGCCUAGGCUACUCGUGGCACUGCACCCCAGUCAGGACCCUCCUCCCAUCAACCCAUCUGGGCGGAGAUCCACCCCCCCCGCAAUAGGGACCCUUUAAUGGCACUUCAGCAAGUGUGUGUCUGAGCAUGUGAAGAGUGCCUUCCUUCCUUCCUUCCACCUCCUCCCACCCCCAGGGGUGCUGUUAACAACCCUAACAAAUCAUAUUUAGCAUUUAUAGGAAAUCCUAACCUAGUACAGUGGUACCUCAGGUUAGAUACACUUCAGGUUACAUACGCUUCAGGUUACAGACUCCACUAACCCAGAAAUAGUGCUUCAGGUUAAGAACUUUGCUUCAGGAUGAGAACAGAAGUCGUGCUCCGGCGGCGCGGCAGCAGCAGGAGGCCCCAUUAGCUAAAGUGGUGCUUCAGGUUAAGAACAGACCUCCAGAACGAAUUAAGUACUUAACCCGAGGUACCACUGUAUGCACAAAGGUAUACAAAGGUGGCGCUGUGGUCUAAACCACUAAGCCUCUUGGGCUUGCUGAUCGGAAGGUCGGCGGUUCGAAUCCCCGCGAAGGGGUGAGCUCCUGUUGCUCUGUCCCAGCUCCUGCCAGCCUAGCAGUUUGAAAGCACACCAGUGCAAGUAGAUAAAUAGGUACCGCUCCAGCGGGAAGGUGAACGGCAUUUCCAUGCGCUCUGGUUUCCGUCAUGGUGUUCCAUUGCACUAGAAGCGGUUUAGUCCUGCUGGCCACAUGACCCGGAAAGCUGUCUGUGGACAAAUGCCGACUCCCUAGGCUUGAAAGCAAAAUGAACGCCCCAACUCCAUAGUCGCCUUUGACUGGACUUAACCAUCCAGGGGUCCUUUACCUUUAGUAUGCACAAUGUCCUGAGAAUUGGUUUCCUUGUGUGAAGGUUGCUUCCUAAUAAAAUGUGUGUAGGAGGAUUGCAUCCCAUAUUAUACAGUAGCAUGCCUGCCAAAUGCUAGUUUUUAGAGGCCGUCUCUUCAGGUUGCAAGAUGCAGCACAAAUUUAGCAAGCAGGGAGCAAAUUAAGUUAAUCAUGCCUACUUUGCAAGUUUUUGAGACUGCUGACAAGACAAUGUGUUUUGUACACUGCUAUAAAGUAAUGGAGAAAAAUAGUGUUUAUUGGGGAAAUUUAUGCUGCUGCAAACUCUAGUGGCUCACAAUUUUUCUGGUUGUACAACCUAGUGAAAUCAGGGUUAGGGAGGAAUGUGGCCUGGGGAAUGUUUUGAGAGCUGGAUAAGGGGUGGCUGAAAGGCUACAUUCAAAUCUGAGGCCGCAGGUUCCCCAAGCUUGUAAUACGGUUGGGGCAUGAUUUGUAAGGAACUCAGGAAGGAAACUUAACCUUUCCCCUCUUGCGACUUUCCCCCUGCCUUGACUAGCCUGAUGAAGGUAGGUGGUCUUGCUUGUACCUUUCCCAGGAACAUCUGCCCUAAGACCCGGUUGGUGGUUGGUGGAAUGACAUCAGCGUGGCAACAUGGUGACCUUGCUGGUUAACCAAAACUACAUGGAGAGUCUGCGGAAGGACAUCACAGAUCUGCAGGGAACCGUCCUCAGCGUCUUCACCCGAGCCGGGGCUGUUCGCUACCCGUCCUGGAAGUUUCCUGAUAAGUUGUCCUGUGACCUGGACUUGGUUGCUUUGCUUGAGCACUACGACUUUGCACAGAAUGACCCUGAGUUUACCCAUCAUUCCCACGUGGUUCUUCUGGAACUAGUGAUUGACAGGUGAGGGUAGGUCCGGCGGUUCUGCAAUGAUUCCUUGUUGAGCCACUCUUAACUUGGAACGGAAGUAAACCCCAACGAAUGUGCCAGGUUUUGAAUUAGAUUACUGCAUCCAUUAUAUAUGUGGGAAUGUUGUGGAUACUUGGAGAGGAUAUAUUGAUUAAAUGUUAUCCUUCCUAACUCACACUAGUGAGUCACACACACACACAUAUACCGUAUUUUCCCCGCUAUAACACGCAGAUUUUUUCUCCUAAAAAGUAAGGGGAAAUGUCUGUGCGUGUUAUUGAGCGAAUGUGUGGUCCCUGGAGCUGACAGGCGCGAGUGAAGGCAAAAAUCAGGCAAAUAUCAAAUCCUCCGGAGAAGGGAAGCCUUGAAAAGAAGAAGCUGCUGCUUUCCUGCAUUCUGCCUCAGGGUCUUACCGCCCACCCGCUUCUGUUUCGAUACUGUGUUUGCUCAAACGGAACAAAGAGCAGAGAAAACCCCUCCCCUCCAGGCAAGCAGAGGGGAAAGCAGAGCGUCCUUCCUUCUAAUUCCUCUCAGUGCUCCGGUGCUGCUGCUGUGUCUAGGGACUCGCGGGCAACAUGCAGGUGGGGGGGGGGAGAGAGAGAGAGAGAGCUGGCUUGGGUGGGUGGGGGGGGAGCUUUUGCCUUCCUUUCCUCCCUCCGGUUAAACCCCUCUCCUGCAUUCUUAGCCAGCUGCUUCUCCGCACACCCCUCUCGGUGCUCCUUGUCCCUUCUAUGUUUUUCCUUCCCUCCCCACUGAAAACGUGGUUAUAAAGCAUGGAUCCACAUGGAUCCUCAGGAUCUUUGCAUUGGGUCACCCCAAAUUCACCAUCAGAUCACAUAGCAUGUCCAUGGCUACAGCCUGCACGAAAAAAAUCACGCACCCACUGUUGCCUGGGGCUGCAAUGGUGCAAAAACGUGGUUACAAAGCACAGAUCCACAUGGAUUCUCAGGAUUUUUGCAUUGGGCUACCCCAAACUCACCGUCAAAUCACAUGUCUGUGGCCACAGCAUGAAGCACAAAAAUGAUACAUCCACUGUUUCAUUCAGAAUUUUUUGUUUUUGUUUUCCUCCUCUAAAAACUAUGUGCGUGUUAUGGUCAGGUGCGUGUUAUCGAGCGAAAAAUACAGUAUAUAGCAGAGCUCAUCCCCCUUUACACAGUAGAAAGCUGGUUGGUAGAUUUGUUUGAAUCUCUUUACUUAAGCAAUCCAAUCUGGCUUUGUUCAGAUUGGAGUAUAUUCCUGGUAAGACCCCUUUUAUCCCUCCUAAAAAGAAUAAAGACACAAGAAGCUUCUUUUAAAAGUAGUAAGAAGUUUACUCACAUUCAGUUCACAGUUGGAUUCCUGAAGGCAGGCUUUAGCUUGUAGUUACAGAUACAGUGUGGCUUACAUCCUUGUAAGGAUGGGCCCAUGUGCUGCUGGUAGAGAGCCAGCAGUGAAGUCCAAGAGAAGAAAAGGCAUCAAGAGAGGAAGGUAGCUGCGAGACUUACCUUUUGUGAGAUCUCCAAGGGUCAUGCCCACCUACCUGGUCACAUGCAGGGGGAAGAUGCUCCAGACCAGGUGUAACAGGAAGUUCAACUGGCUGGAUCAACGUCCCCAUCUGUGUCCACUCUAGGCAAACAGGAAGUGUUGUACUUGACUGCUUAUGUUAUAUCCCACAGUAUAUGGGGUUUUCUUUAAAGAAGAGGGGCUGUAGCUCAGUGGCAGAGCAGUGCCAGGUUCCAUCCCUAGCACCGCCAGGUAGGGCUGGGAGAGACCUCUGUCUGAAAACCCUGGAGAGCUGCUGCCAGUCAGUGUAGACAGUACUGAGCUAGAUAGACCAAUGGCAGCUUCCUACAAUCCUGUCUGGAAACUUCAGCUGGCUCAGAACACAUUUGAGGGUGUGGUGGUUGGUUUUGAGAACAUUUUUUGGUCUGCUGCCAGUAGCUGCUUUGGGCUUCCUUUCGGAAAGAAAAUUGGGGUUCAAAAGCAAACUACAAAACUAAAGCAGGAUGUCCUUUCUGUCCUCUGAAGGUUGCUGCUGCUGCUCCAAAGCUUCACCAGAUACACGGAGAACCUAGUCAGUGAACAAGCCAUGCCCCCAUCCAGAACAACAGGACCAUGCAUGUCUAUCGGGCUGGCUGUGAAGAAGUACUGGAACAGCAUGCUGAAAUUGGGAUCCCUCUACCAGCAGCUGGCUUCUGAGGUAGGCUGCCCUGCAUGCACACUGGAGGAAAACCAGUCUGCUUCUGCAUGCACACUGACCAAAUGUUCCUCUGGCCAGUUAGGUGUGGUUUAUCUCCCUUCUCCAAGCAGUGGGAAAGUACCAAGAAUAUUUCCAUGCAAAUCUGAAAGCACCAGGGAAGUCUACUGCUGAAAGACGACCCCCCCCCCCCCGAAGAUGCAGGGCUGGCUGUACAGGUGCUUGAGGUUCCAAUCUGAUCUUCUUCUUUCUUCUUUGGCGAUCACUCGUAGCUGAGUAAGAUUGUCUUCCAUAAACACGGUUUUAACAGUGAGUCUGUAAGUGACUGUGGAGGCUAACUCUGGAUCCACAUAUCCUUCCACAGUGGGGACAUAGGUUUCCGGGUGGGAGUUAACCACGGUGAGGGUUUGCCAAGCGUGCCUUCCUCUUAGCACAUUUCUCCCUUCUGUCCUGAGUUUGAGCGUCUUCAAAGUCCAAGAUAGCUUGGUAAAGGCUGUUCUCCAAUUGGAGCGCUUGCAGGCCAGUGUUUCCCUGUUGUCGGUGUUUAUACAACAUAUUUUUAGAUUUGCCUAGAGAGAGUCUUUAAACCUCUUUUGUUGACUGCCAGCGUUACGCUUUCCAUUUUUAAGUUUGGAAUAAAGUAGUUUCUUUGAAAGACAAUAAUCAGGCACCCAAACAUCACCAGUCCAAUGAAGUUGAUGUUGAAGAAUCAUUGCUUCAACACUGGUGAUCUUUGCUUCUUCCAGUAUACUGGCAUUAGUUUGCCUGUCUUCCCAUGUGAUGUGUACAAUUUUUUGUAGACAGCGUUGAUGGAAUCUUUCGAGGAGUUGGAGAUGGCAAUACCCACCUGUCAACAUAAAUCACGCACUUAGGCUGUAGUCUCAGGCUGUCAAAAUCAGUGACAGGGAGGUUUGCUGUUUCACAGGCUGCAGGAUUGCCCUUUACAGCAAGGAUGGGGAAUGUGUGGCUCUCUGGAUGUUUCUGGACUACAACUCCCAUUAUCCCCGAGUCAACCAGUAGCCUUGCUGGCUGGGGCUGAUGGGAGCUGGACUUCCAUUGACAUCUGGAAGGUCGCAGGGCCCCAUCCACGCCUUGUUGUGUUGAUCACACUACAGCACCAUAAAGCAUUGCAGGUAUCCAAACAGGCAGGCAAGAUACAAAUGAUCUUCCAUCAUAAGCUCAGUGCUGGAAAAGCUCCUUGAGCACUUCUACGGGUGGAAAGGUGGGGUCAACCAUUUCUGCUAUCAGCACAGGCCGAGCUGCCGUCAUUUGAGUCCUUGGGAAGAGUUAAGAGUCACAGUCACAAGGGCAUGUGGUAAUGGCUGCCAACAUGCAUGGCUUUAAAAGAGGGUUUGACCAAUUUAUGGAGGAUCAUCAGGCUGUCGGUAGCUGCUAGCCACAAUGGCUAUGUUCUCCCUCCAGUGUCUGAGUCAGUACGCCUCUGAAUGUCAGUUGCCAGGAAUCGCAAGUAGGGUGGGGGCUCUUGCACAUACACCCUGCAUUCAUGCUUCACAUUGGGGCAUCUAGUUGGCCAUGGAUGCCAAACAAGAUCUAGCAAGUCUCCUUUUACGUUCUUAUAUUUCUUAUGUUCUUAGUAUCAAACCAUGUCUGAUCACAGGACAUGGGUGGUGCUGUGGUCUAAACCACAGAGCCUAGGGUUUGCUGAUCAGAAGGUCGGCGGUUCGAAUCCCCGAGACAGGGUGAGCUCCCGUUGCUCGGUCCCAGCUCCUGCCCACCUAGCAGUUUGAAAGCACGUCAAAGUGCAAGUAGAUAAAUAGUUACCGCUCCAGCGGGAAGGUACCGUAUUUUUCGCCCUAUAGGACGCACCUUUUCCCCUCCAAAAAUGAAGGGGAAAUGUGUGUGCGUCCUAUGGGGUGAAUGCAGGCUUUCGCUGAAGCCUGGAGAGCGAGAGGCGUCGGUGCGCACCGACACCUCUCGCUCUCCAGGCUCCAGGAGCUAUCCGCAAGCCUUGCGCACCCGGGGAGUUCCCCGGGCGCGCAAGGCUUGCGGGUGGCAGCCUGCAGCACAGGGGCGCCCUCCGGAGGAUGCCCUGUGCUUCACGCAGGUGUCCGCAAGCCUUGCGCGCCCGAGGGAACUCCCCCCCGGGCGCGCAAGGCUUGCGGGCGGCAGCCUGCAGCGCGGAGCACGGGGCGCCCUUCGGAGGACGCCCCGUGCUUCGCGCAGGUGUCCGCAGCCUGCCGCCCGGCGCGUUUGGGCGCCCUGAAGCAGAGCGCCCCUCGCGCCAGGCAGACAUCGGCCAGCCCCACAAGCUCGGGGGACAGCGGGGAGGCGCAGCGCCGCCAUCCCACUGUUCCCCGACCUGGUUUUGGGGGGGAAAUAAAGGGAAUUUUUUUUCCCUUUAUUUCCCCCCCAAAAAAGUAGGUGCGUCCUAUGGGACGGAGCGUCCUAUGGGACGAAAAAUACGGUAAACGGCGUUUCUGUGCACUGCUCUAGUUCCCCAGAAGCAACUUAGUCAUGCUGGCCACAUGACCCGGAAGCUGUACGCUGGCUCCUUGGCCUAUAGAGCAAGAUGAGCGCCGCAACCCCAGAGUCAUCCGCAACUGGAUCUUAAUGGUCAGGGUACCUUUAGCUUUACCUUUACCUUUAUGUCUAAUCACAGCACAUGCCCAAACUUCCUUUCCCCCCCAAACCUCUCCUGUGAUCCUCCCAAAAUAAAAUAAAAACCUGGAAAGUUAAUGCCGCCCUUUCUCUUUUAUACCUAGAAAAAACGCAGCAGAGAGGAUGCUGUUGGCACAAAUGCUUCCUUCCAGGAGGCGAAAGCUGAGAACGAGUCUUUAAAAAUCUGCUUCUCGGAGUCAGAUGUGACUUUGCCCAGCUUUCGGUCCUCCCCUUUGACCUCAUCGGCCAGCAGCAGGCUGCUGGACGGUUGCCCCGCCACCUCCUCAGAGGCACCGCCAGCCCAGGGGGCCGCCAAGCCCAUCUGCAGCACCCACUGUCAGACCAUCGAGUCAUCCCUGGUGCCUUGCGACGCGUGCGAGAGAGCGCAGCUCAGCCUCCGGGAAGUGGGCAGCGCCAUCAUCGGCAUCUGCAACAGCCAGAACCUCCCGUCGUCUCUGAGCAGGUUCCUGGAGAUGGUGGAGGAGACCCUGGGCCGCAAGCCACUCACGGCUGUGGACAUCAGCUACUGGGCGUCCGAGCAAAGCAAGGACCUCUCCCGGAUCAACAAGCACCUCCGGAAGCUAAUGGAACUUAUCAACCCUCUGAAGGGGGAGCUGGAAGAGUCCGAGAAGCAGAAGGGCGAGCUCAAGAGGCAGCUGGAGACUUUUGACAGCCGCCUUCAGAAGGAAAGAGAGGAGCAGGAGCAGAAGAGGAAGGAGGCGGAGCAGGCAUUUGAAAGAAGGAAUACGGAGAACCUGCAGAUGAUGGCCACCCUGCGGAUGGGCAAGGAGGACCUCCAGAAAAGUGAGCAUCCUUCCCGUCUCUUUCUUUCAGCCAGCUCACAUCCACGCCAUGUAUUUAAAGCAAAUUUGUACCAUUUUCAUAGCCAUGGCUUCUCUCAGGGAAUCCCUGGGAGCCAGUGUGGUGUAGUGGUUAAGAGCGGUGGACUCGUAAUCUGGGGAACCGGGUUCGCUUCCCCGCUCCUCCACAUGCAGCUGCUGGGUGACCUUGGGCUAGUCACAAUUCUCUGAAGUCUCUCAGCCUCACUCACCUCACAGAGUGUUUGUUGUGGGGGAGGAAGGGAAAGGAGAUUGUUAGCCGUUUUGAGACUCCUUAGGGUAGUGAUAAAGAGGGAUAUCAAAUCCAAAUUCCUCCUCCUCCUCCUCCUCUCAGAAGUGAAAUUCUAUGUCACAGACUGGCUGGAUGCUGAGGAGUGGUGGGAGGCAGCAGCUAGGGAAUCCCCAAGGGAACCCCCAGGGGAUUGGAGUAGGGUGAGUGGUCAGAGGGAGCAGACUGGGGGAGGGAGGUGUCAAAAGCCAAAGAGGCAACAGGGUUUUAGUGAGCAGGGAGUCCGUGGCAGAGAGAAGUCCAGCAUCAGAGGCAGAAGCAGAAGCUGGAGAGGAGCGGGACAAAAAUUCUAGCACUUCUCAUGUAUGUUGCACAUAGUCGUAUCUCGGCUCCCGAAAGCCUUGGGAUUCGAACGUUCCAGCUCCUAAACGAUCAGAAAAACGGAAGUGAGUGUUCUGGUUUCUGAACAUUUUUUUGGGAAGCCGAAUGUCCGGCGUGGCUUCCGCUAUUGUUUCCGGUGCACCUGCGAAAUCGGAAACCAAUUGGAAGCUGUGCCUUGGUUUCCGAACAUUUUGAAAGUCAAACGGACUUCCAGAAUGGAUUCGGUUCAAAUUCUGAGGUACAACUGUAUAGUCAGUCCUAUCUUGAAACCUGCCCUAUGGGUGUUUUUUGGACUCCAACUGUCAGGCAGGUUUAAGGGAGCGCAACUGGUUCGGUUGAGUUGCACUAGGUGUGGAGCUUUGGAGGUGCCACAAAUAUAUUGUAGACAGGAAAGUGCAAGGCGGGUGUGUGUGUGCGUGCUAAAUUUUGGCAUUGCACAGGGCACCGCUGAAAUUUGAGACCCCAAGGACUGUGACUGUCAACAGCUACAGCCAGCACAGCCAGUUGUCCGGAAAGAUGGGAAUCAUAGAAUCAUGAUGGAAGGGACCCUGUGGACCAUCGCGUCCAACUCCCUCCAAUGCAGGAAUGUGCAGCUAUCCCUUACGGGGAUUAAACCUGCAAUUUAGGUGUGCAACAUCAUCCGGAGGGCAACAGGUUGCCCAUUCUCCAUUCUGAUACCUGCCAGGCUGUGGCUGCGCAUACGUAUCUUUAGAGCACACGGCUUCCCCCAAAGAAUGCUGGGAACUAUAGUUUACCCCUCAGAGAGCUACACUCCCUCAACAAACUAUAGUUCACAAGACUCUUUGAGGGGAACCAUGUCCUUUAGAUGUAUGGUAUGGAUGUGACCCCAGUCUGUCCCAAACCUUUGAUUCCGAAGGGCUCCUGCGUUUCCGUCUCAACAACGGGCUGUCAGUGCAGACACACCGAGCUACAUGGAUCGAUGGGUCUGGCUCAGCAUAAGGCAGCUUCCUGUUUUCCUCUACGGUCCUUGUUGACCGGUGACAUUGUUUGACUACUUCCAGAAGCUGCUGCCUUGGAGCAGAACGUUUCCACCUUGAAAGAGAAGCUCCAACGGCAGGAAGACACCAUCCAAGGGCUGGGUAAGAGGAACACCAGGCAGCAUUUCAUACAGGCCAUUCCCAAGAUUCAGAACAUUUAAUGUAAUUUAUUUCACAAAAUACACUGCUUGACUGUAAAAACUAACAAACCGGUAUCUUGUUGCAGUCCUGCUAACUGUCCCAAAUAAUAGACCAGUGUCAUUUUCUCUGUACUGCAGAUGGAGGAAAGAGGGAUCAUAGAGGUAUAGAACUGUAGAGUUGAAAGGGGUCCCAAGGGCAAUCUAUUCCAUGCCCCUGCGAUGUAAGAAUCACAGUUAAAUAAAGCUGGGCAGAUGGCCAAAGAGAUGUCAAAGAGAUAAACAACUACCUAACAUUUAGAAGACAUCCAAAGGCAGCCCUGUUCAGGGAAGUUUUUUAAUGUGUGACAUUUUACUGUAUUUUUAAUCUUUGUUGGAAGCCACCCAGAGUGGUUGGGGAAACCCAGCCAGAUGGGUGGGGUACAAAUAAUAAAUGAUUAUUAUUAUUAUGGCCAUCAAACCUUGUUAAAAAUGUCCUGUGAAUGAGAGGCUGCCACCUUCCAAGGGAGUCUGUUCCACUGUCCUUUUGCCAUCGAGAAGUUCUUCCGAAUGUUUCGUCAGAAACUUCUUUCUUGUCAUUUGAAUCUGGUGGUUCAGAUCCUACCCUCUGGAGCAGCAGAAAACAAGCUUGCUUCCUCUUCCACGUGGAGGCUGAGAGAGGGUAGCCAGCCCCCUCCCCAGCCUCAGGUGAAUACCUGAAGGAGCGCCUCCGCCUCCGUCGUUCAGCCCCGACUCUGAGAUCUAGCAUUGAGGGCCUUCUGGCAGUUCCCUCCCUGCGAGAAGGGAGGCUACAGAGAACCAGGCAGAGGGCAUUCUCGGUAGUGGCACCCACCCUGUGGAACGCCCUCCCAUUAGACGUCAAGUAACUAUACAAUCUUUUGAAGGCAUCCUAAGGCAGCCCUGUAUAGGGAAGUUUUUUAAUGUUUGAUGUUUUAUUAUGUUUCUGGAUAUGCUGCAAGUUGCCCAGAGUGGCUAGGGCAACCCAGUCGGAUGGGAGGGGUAUUAUUAUUAUUAUUAUUAUUAUUAUUAUUAUUAUUUUCAUCUUUAUUAUUAUUAUUAAUUGCCAAAGUGGUCUAUAGCGGGGAGCCUUUUUCAGCCUGCUGAAAGAAUGAAUGGAAAUGCUACAGCGCUUAUUUCCAAGUAACUGUGUUGGAUUGUGGCCACUGCUUUUUGCCAUUUAACUUUGAAUGUACAGCCGUACCUUGGUUUUCGAACGCCUUGGUACUCGAACGUUUUGGCUCCUGAAUGGCGCAAACCCAGAAGUGAGUGUUCCGGUUUGCAAAUGUUUUUUGGAAGCCGAACGCCCGACACGAUUUCCGCAGCUUCCGACUGAGUGCAGGAAGCUCCUGCAGCCAAUCGGAAGCUGCGCCUUGGUUUUUGAACCAUUUCAGGAGUUGAACAGACUCCCGGAAUGGAUUAAGUUCAAGAGCUAAGGUACCACUGUAUUUAAGAGCCAGCCUCUGGGACCAGUCUGACUCUUGCUUCCUUGCCUGAAAUCUGAAAUUGCAAACCACUAGUGUGCGACAUGCUGCUCUUGAGCUUUUGUGCAUUCCCCAGAGCGAGCGAAGCGCGAGCUGUUGCAGGAGUUAAGGGAGACGAAGGUGUGCAAAGCAGAGGUGGACAAGCUGAAAGACCAGCUUGGGGUCCUCACGAGCCAACUGGAGAGUACCAAGCAGCAGCUGAAUGGGGCCAUCACUGAGCUGGAGAAGGAGAAGGCCAAAGCUGAGAGCGUGCUCCGGCACAAAGAGGUGUGGCUGGGGGCAUCAGGGUGGGCAACCUAUUCUUGAUGCUGUUAUUUAUUUCAUUCAUCUCCCACCUUUUCCUGUAAGGAGCUCAAGGUGGCUUACAUACUAGUUCUCCUCCCCGCAACCCACCUUCAAGGUUGAUAGGACUGGCCCAAGGUCACCCAGUGAGCUUCACGGCCAAGUGGGGGUGCGAAACCUGGUCUCCCAGUCCUAGUCCAACACUCUAACCAAUACACCACCCUGACAGCAGCCCCAUGGCGGAGGAGGCAGGUCGGAUCUAAUUCCCUGUUGCAGCACAUAGGAAUCUUCUUAGAAUUACAGAAUCAUAAAGCUGGAAGGGACCACAAGGAUCAUCUCGUCCAGGAUCCUCCAGCUGUUUUUUUUGGACUACCAAUCCCAUCAGCCUUGCCCACUGGUCCUGCUAGCUAGGGAUGAUGGGAGUUGUAGUCCAAAAACAGCUGGAGACCCAAGUUUGGGAAACACUGAUCUAGUCCAACCCCCUGCAAUGCAGGAAUCCUUUGACCAAGGUGGUGCUUGAACCCACAACCCUGAGAUGAAGUCUCAUGCUCUACCAAUGGAACUAUCCCAGAGUGAAACCACUGGUCCAUCUAGCUCCGUGCUGUCUGCACUGACUGGCAGCAGCUCUCCAGGGUUUCACGCAGGGAAUCUUUCCCAGGCCUACUUGGGGGUUGAACCUGGGACCUUCUGCAGGUGAAGCAGGUGCUCUACUGCUGAGCAUUGCAGAAUGACUUUAACCUGUCACCCCCCACCGUUUCCAACCUGCCCCUUUGACGUGACCAAUCGGCCGAUCAUUGGCUUUCCACCUUGCAUCUGUUGAGUCCAAACUAACAAGAUCUCCCCCUCUCGUGCUGAAGUCCCUGCAGACCAAGCAAAUGACUCUGAUGAAGCAGCUGGAUAAUUUGGACCAGGAGUGUGAGCAGCUGAAGACCAGCCUGGCUGACAGGGAGGAGGACCAGUACAUCUUGAAGGAGAGGCUGAAGGAGAUGCAGGAGGAGAAGUGGGAGAUCCAGCACCAGCUGGCAGCCCAGCAGGUCUGUAGGAAGUGGGCAGGGUGGGGAUGCCUGCCAUGGGCUCCUCCGGCGAGACCCAGGCCAUGUCUCCCCAGCGCAGGACAAAUUGCACAGAGAAGGAUGAGAAUUCUCAUCAAACUGCGGCGAAAAAUUUCCUAGCCGUUUUGCCAUGUUAAAUUUUUAUACGCCAUAAUCUACACCAGCUUUUGCCAACCUGGUGGCCUCCGGCUGUUUUGGACUACAACUCCCAUCAGCCGUGCUCCUGACAGCCCCAGCAUCCUAUGGCUGUGUUGGCUGGGGCUGAUGGGAGUCGUAGUCCAAAGAAAAGUGAGCAUCCUUUCCCAUCUGUCUCGCUGCAGAAGCAGACAGAGCGAGCGCAGAAGGAAAAGCUGAGCCUGGAGCAGCGUGUGUCUGAGCUGCAGACUACCGUCUCUGAGCUGAAAGAGCUGAUUGAGGAGUUGAAGGACAGGGAGAGGCUGCUGGUCCUCUUCCCGGACCUUCACAUCCCUGUCGAGGCACAGUAUGAAGGUAAGGAGGCCAAGGGAAGGGAGGUCCCCUGUGCCAGGGGGAGGAGCUAAUGGGAGGAAGGGGAGGGGCUUGGAAGUUGCACCUAAGAACACCAUCAGAGUCUGGGUGCUGGAUCUGGCCAAAGGGGACCCACCUGGUCCCAACAUCCUGAUUCUGCAGUGCUCAACCAGAUGCCCCCAAGGGAACCCUGUAAGAAGGACCUGAGCAUCUCUCCCUAUCUGUGAUUUUCAGUCACUGGCAUUCAAAGGCAGACCACAGCUGUCAUGGCCAAUACCUCUCACCAUUAGGUAACGUCUCCUAUCAUUUAGCAAAAACUGUUUCCCUAAACAAAAAUAACAGGAUCAGUGGCAGAAGGUCCCAGGUUCAGUUUCCAGGGCUUUCCUGCCUGAAACCCUGGAGAGCUGCUGCCGGCCUGAGUAUGCAAUAUUGAGCAAGAUGGGGCAAUGGUCUAACUCACUAUGAGGAACCUUCUUGUGUCCAGAUGGGCUCCUGUUGCAGGCCAAGGCCUCCUUAGUAAUCUGAAAGGGAUAGUUUAGGGAAGAGAAAGAGGUUGCUGAGUUGAGGGUCCGGUCUUGACCCACCCCUGUUUCAAUGCUGUGAGCCCGUGAUGCCCAGUCCAUCCUCGCUGGCUCUGUCACAGGCACUGGGGACGUCAUGGAGGACAUGGGCAAGCAGCUGCAGGCCAACAACAUUCGUAUCAGCAUCCUGGAGGAAGAGAACUCGCGCCUCCGAACCGCAGUGGCCAAAAUGAGAGAGGCAGCGCAGCAGGAAGGGCCUAAGGUAACACCAAAAUGGGAAGAGCCAUUGCGAUGGGCGCAAAUUGGGGGGUUGGUUGUAUAUAAAUUGUUUUACAGUGGUACCUCGGGUUACAUACGCUUCAGGUUACAGACUCCGCUAACCCAGAAAUAGUACCUUGGGUUAAGAACUUUGCUUCAGGAUGAGAACAGAAAUCGUGCUCCAGCGGCGUGGCAGCAGCGGGAGGCCCCAUUAGCUAAAGUGGUACCUCAAGUUACAUACGCUUCAGGUUAUAGACUCUGCUAACCCAAAAAUAGUACCUUGGGUUAAGAACUUUGCUUCAGGAUGAGAACAGAAAUCAUGGCGCGGCAGCAGCGGGAGGCCCCAUUAGCUAAAGUGGUGCUUCAGGUUAAGAACAGUUUCAGGUUAAGAAUGGACCUCCAGAAUGAAUUAAGUUCUUAACCAGAGGUAAAGGUAAAGGGACCCCUGACCAUUAGGUCCAGUCGUGGCCGACUCUGGGGUUGUGGCGCUCAUCUCGCUUUAUUGGCGGAGGGAGCCAGCGUACAGCUUCCAGGUCAUGUGGCCAGCAUGACUAAGCCACUUCUGGCGAACCAGAGCAGCGCACAGAAAUGCCGUUUUCCUUCCUGCCAGAGCGGUACCUAUUUAUCUACUUGCACUUUGACGUGCUUUCGAACUGCUAGGUUGGCAGGAGCUGGGACCAAGCAACGGGAGUUUAUCCCGUCAUGGGGAUUCGAACCACCAACCUUCUGAUCGGCAAGCCCUAAGCUCUGUGGUUUAACCCACAGCGCCACCCACGUCCCAAUUAACCAGAGGUACCACUGUAUAAAUAAGUAAAACAGAGGUGUCAUCCAUACCUGAAUCUAAUAUAGAACUCCCCUCGCCGCAGCUUGUUCCUCCAACCCAGCUGUGGAAUCUGUCCUCUCCCCAAGACGGCGGGACGUACACGCCAACCAGGUGAGCGUUCUGGUUUGAAGCAUCCUCCGACCAUGAACAAAGAAAGGCCCUUCCUCAGCCCCCUCUUUGCUUCCGCUCCUUCUGCAGGCAUCCCGCACAUACGAGUGCCCAGGGAGCAGCGCUGAGGCCUCCUGCCAGCCCCAAGAGCCCAGGGAGCCCAGCCCCACACAGAUCUAAGAGCACCCGCAAUGCCUCAAAGAACGGCUCUCCCUUCCGAAGCCAGCAGUCAAAGCCGUCUGCGGGAGAGGCCGCCCGGAAAGCGGCAUUCAUCUUCGCCUCUGAGGAACAAGCCAUCCGAGCCCACGCCCGGGGGAAAGGGAAAAGCAGGACCCCAGGCCACUCGGCCCGUUGCAACAGGAAACACCAGAAAUAACAAUAAAAAGGCCCUGCAGAGCAAGUUCAGAAGGCUGCCACAUUUCCAAAGCAAAAGGGGGGGGGGGGGGCGGCGGCAAAGGGAGACCAAAUGGCUGGACCUCUCCCGGGCCGCAAAUAAUCACCGGUGCAAUACUGUUCCUGUGCUCAGGUGGUCAUGCACCUUUGCAAUGGUGACCCCUCCAGGUGAGCCUCACCAAAGGCUUUAUCGGUAAUUGAUGAGUUCACUGUGGCAAGGAUGCAGGAACCAUCUUUCUGAGUCUUUUGCCCUGCUCUGAGUUGCCAGGUGUAGUAACCUCCCUGCAAAAAAACCCCCACAAUAGCGUGGGGAAUUUGGCUUCCAUUUUAAAAAAUCAACCUCCCUCCCAAAAACACCCCACCAAUUUCAGUUUGUAAAUGACAGAGAGGCGAGAAAGAGAGGAUAUUAGCUUCUUUCCCCUGAAAUCCAGUCCAUUGUGGUAGGAUGGUCACCUGAGCACAGAACUGGCAUUCUUUGGCAGGGUGAGGAAGGUUCUCAAAGUGUGACUGGACCAAAAGCAGACUAGGAAGGUGGGAGUCAGAACCUCAGCAAUAUACAUGUCACAACUGUGAUGGCCAGGAGGGGCUGCGGCCAGUGGAACUUCUCCCUAGAUAAAGUAAUUUGUGUGUUUAGCUCUCCCGCAUCUUCCAACAGGAAAUGAAGUGGUGGAGGGGAUCCUCAGAGGGGAAGUGACCCAGUCAAGGAUCCCCUGCAGAAAAGAAGCAGAUCACUGUAACGCAGAUUUCCAAUUUUUCUUAGCUCCUUUUCUGACCUGGGGGGGGGGGGUAAAGCCAGGUGCUCUUCGUCUUAACUUGGGUGGGAAAGGCCAAGAUCUCUCCCCUGCUAAAGGCUGUGUGUGGAUUCUAGACAAGAACACACAGCAAAAAAGCAGAGUAAAUGGAGUUCAACAUCUGGAGAAUCUCAAUGUUGUUGUUUUUAAAAGCAUGUUUCUAAACCUGUUUGCUGCAACUACAGGCCUCCUAAGCCCCUCUGCCUUCCAGCUGCAUCGACUGCCUCCAGUUCCCCCUUGAUUGAGGCUUCCUAGAAUUAUUUUACAGUAUUUCUGAACCUUAUAACUCGUGCUUCACAAGAACAAAGUAGCUUCCAUUAAUUACAGUUGUGGACAUAAUUAAAAUAAUACCAUGUGCAAUAAAAUUAUGACAUC